Messenger RNA from Didymella exigua CBS 183.55, 1300 nucleotides. Its product is annotated as actin depolymerizing protein. Gene Ontology annotation, biological process: barbed-end actin filament capping; actin filament depolymerization. The transcript is spliced from 2 exons. Gene Ontology annotation, molecular function: actin monomer binding; actin filament binding. The record is from RefSeq and is a predicted model, not a curated record. Gene Ontology annotation, cellular component: actin filament; cytoplasm. Lineage: Eukaryota; Fungi; Ascomycota; Dothideomycetes; Pleosporales; Didymellaceae. Bases 116 to 1102 code for a protein of 328 amino acids.
ACGUCAUGUAAACAGUGCCUGAGUGCGCACCUCGUGUCCGCCACACGACCUCGCACGUCAAAACCUCGGCACAGGCUCUAGAAUCUGCCAUUGUCUCUCAGUACCUUGCGACAUUAUGCAGUCUGGAAUCUCAGCCUCGCAGGAGCUCAAGUCGGCACUGGGCGAGCUCAUAGUGUCGUCGACCCAGCGCGGCCUCAUCGCGCGCAUCGACAAGGAAAGCAUCGUGCCCGGCGCGAGCAUCGCGUCCAGUGCGCCGACGUUCCUCGACGACCUGGCCAACCUCGGCGCCCACGUGCAGCCCAACGAGGCGCUCUACGUGCUCUUGCGGCGCGCCGACUCGCUCGCGUCGCCGGACAAGUCGCUCGUGGCAAUCACAUACGUGCCCAACGCGGCGCCCGUGCGGCAGAAGAUGCUCUUCGCGUCGACGAGACUGACGCUGGUGCGCGAGCUGGGCGGCGAGCACUUUGCCGAGAGCGUCUUCACGACGGAGCCCUCGGAGCUGACGGCCGAGGGGUGGCAGAAGCACGUGCAGCACACGGAAUCCAGCAACCCGCUGACGGCCGAGGAGCAGUCGCUGCAGGACAUCAAGGAGGCCGAGGCGCUCGAGAGCCGCGGGACGCGCGGGCAGAGCCUGGCGCAGGGCGGCCGGCUGGCGCUCAAGGCCGACGGCGACGUGGCGGGCGCGCUGCAGAAGCUGGCGCAGGGCGGCGGCGACAACCUGGUGCAGCUGCGCAUGGACGCGCAGACGGAGACGCUGAAGCUGGUGUCGUCGUCGUCUGCGACGCCGUCGACAAUGGCAUCGUGCAUCGACGCGCGGGAGCCGACGUACAGCUUCUACCGGCACGACGACGCGGCGGCGAGCAUCGUCUUCAUCUCGACGUGUCCGAGCGGGGCGAAGAUCAAGGAGAGGAUGCUGUACGCGGCGAGUCGGGGCAACGUGGUCAGUCUUGCGCAGAGCGACGGCGGGCUCAAGGUUGCGAAGAAGCUGGAGGCGACCAAUCCGGACGAGGUGACGGCGCAGGUGAUUCUCGACGAGUUCACGGUGGACAAGGUCGAGGUCAAGCAGGGGUUCAGCAAGCCCAAGAGGCCGGGCAGGCGGUAGGCGGUGGUGGGGGAGAUGACGGUGGUGGGAGGAGACGGCGGUGGUGGGAGGAGACGGCGGUGGUGGGAGGAGACGGUGGUGGUAGUGAUGGCGGGUGGUGGUAGGAGACAGUCAAGUGGCAGUAGGAGACAGUCAAGUGGCAGUAGAAACAGGACACGAGUAGCGGUAGCGACAAGGAGUCAGCGUCGGAGAAAUCUG